Panicum hallii is the source of this 1002-nucleotide messenger RNA. RefSeq names its product rootletin-like. Lineage: Eukaryota; Viridiplantae; Streptophyta; Magnoliopsida; Poales; Poaceae. The transcript is spliced from 7 exons. Bases 1 to 1002 code for a protein of 333 amino acids. The record is from RefSeq and is a predicted model, not a curated record.
AUGAGUGCCAUGGCCAUCGCCGCGGCGAGCGCCAUGCCCGGGCCACUAGCGCCCUCAGCUGGUACGCCUGCACCUCCGGCCGCAAGCGCCGUGGUGAAGAGGCCGUUGAAACUGGUAUUGAGGAAACCAGCAAUAAUCCGAUCCCAAGUAUCAGCAGCGGCGGUGAUGCUGGACGAGCCAGAACUCGAGUUGGCUCCUCCAGCCCCCGAGCCCUCGCCCGAGCAAGCCGACGCACCGGAACCAGCAGAGGGGGCAGAUGUGGCCUUGCCUGACUCACCGCCGCCCGAGCUCCAGCACGCGAAACUUGAAGCUGGUGGCGAUGAGCAAGUCGAGGCCGCCGUUACCGUGCCCGCCGAGGUUGAAGAGACCACGCAGCCGUCAGUCUGGGAGGGUGCGGGUACUUCUGGCGAAGCAACCGUGCUGCCAACCCCUGGAGGAGAGAUCGACAACGCACUCCAAGUGAUGCACCUCCCAAGGGACGACCUAAGCCGCGUGCGGCAAAUGAUCAAGGCGAUCGAUAAGUUUGCCCUGGAUAUGAGCCGGAACACCGAUGAGCAGGCCGUGAAGCUGGGAGAGUCCGCUAAGCGAAUUGACGAGCUAAUGCAGGAGCGGGCCGACUUCGAGCGGACCAUCACCGAGCUCCAAGAUGAGGUCGAGAAGCUGCGGAAGGUAUUUGCUGACAUGGAACACCAGUUUGUCGACUGCCUCCAGCAAAUCAAGACUCUAGGCGAAGAGAAGAGGCGGCACCAGAAGGAACUCGACGAUUUAAAAGCAGCAGCCCAGGAACUCGAUAUGAGCCAGAAAGCCGAUGAGCAGGCUAUGAAGCUGGAAGAGUCCGCCAAGAGAAUUGACGAACAAAUGCAGGAGCGGGCCGGCUUCGAGCGGACCCUCACUGAGCUCCAAGGCCGGCUCACGGAGCAGCGAAAGACCCAUCAAGAUGAAGUCGAGAGUCUGCAGAAGGUUAUGGCCGACACAGAGAAACUGUUCAUCGACUGCCUCUAG